AUGGGCAAGCUACUAUCUCUCGGCGCAAGGCUGCGCUACCCGAUUACCAUCACAAAAAUACUCAAGAAACCCGGCGAUGCUGUCGCAAAACAAGAGAGCGUCCUGGAGUACUCGUUCAAAUGGAUGCGCGAGGUCGGCGACCCCAUCGCCGGCAACACCUGGCAGGAGGAGGAGACGACCGUCGUCGGCUGGGACAGCCCUGCUGAAGGCACCAUCAAGGAGUGGCGUCUGAAGGAAGGCAUGACCUUCACGCGAGACGCGCCUUGCAUGGUUGUCGAGGAGGCAUGCUCCCACGAGAUCCAGUUCCAAGGUCUCUGCGCCAUCUGCGGCAAGGACAUGACGGAAGUCAACUGGGCCAGCGACCAACGCGAUACCCAGCGCGCCACCAUCAACAUGACACACGACCAGACCGGACUCAUGGUCAGCGGCGACCUGGCCGCCCGCGCCGAGCACGACACCCAGAAGCGUCUCCUCCGCCAGCGCAAACUGAGCCUCGUCGUCGAUCUCGACCAGACCAUCAUCCACGCCUGUAUCGAACCCACAGUCGGCGAGUGGAUGGAAGACCCGACAAAUCCCAACUACGAGGCCGUCAAGGACGUGAAGAAGUUCCAACUGAACGAUGAAGGCCCGAGAGGGGUGGUCACAUCCGGCUGCUGGUACUACAUCAAGAUGCGACCCGGUCUGAAGGAGUUCCUGGAGAAGAUCGCGGAGCUGUACGAGCUUCACGUCUACACCAUGGGAACACGCGCAUACGCGAUGAACAUCGCACAGAUUGUCGAUCCCGACAGGAAGCUGUUCGGCAACCGCGUAAUCAGUCGUGAUGAGAACGGCAGCAUGAUUUCCAAGAGUCUGCAGCGGUUGUUCCCUGUCAACACCAACAUGGUCGUCAUCAUCGAUGACAGAGCCGACGUGUGGCCACGCAACCGACCCAAUCUUAUCAAGGUCGUUCCGUACGACUUCUUCAGAGGCAUCGGCGACAUUAACUCAAGUUUCCUUCCGAAGCGUCAAGACAUCCUCCCUGCGUCGCCCGCCCCCGAAACCAAGCCGGCACCUGCACCCAUCGCGCCCGCACCGCCUCCAGCAGCUGUUCCCAAACCAGAGCCGAAGACCAACGGCAAGGUGUCUGCCAUUGACGAGCUCGUCAACAUGAGCAGCGGCGAGGACAAGGCUCUGCAGGAAGCUCAGACGCAGCAGCAGGAGAAGUCCUUGGAGCAACAGAUCAAGGAACGACCCCUGCUCCAUAUGCAAGAGCAACUCGACAAGGAGGACGAAGAGAAGGAGAAGGCUACACAGGAAACCGAAGACGGCGCGCAAAUCAUGACAGUGCAGCACCGACAGCAAGUCCUCCGUGACGACGACGCGGAACUGAUUUAUCUGCAAGAACACCUUACGCGUUUACACGAGAAGUUCUACCAGGAGUAUGACGAGAAACGCGCGGCUGCGCCUCAGCAGUCGGCGCCCAAGAAGAAGACCGAGGAGGUCAUCAAUCUCUCUGCCGUUCCGGACGUCGGCUUCGUAUUGGACACAAUGAAGGCGGCAACACUAGCGGGCACCACGAUCGUCUUGUCCGGCUUGGUUCCUCUUGGUGUCGAUGUCUUACAGUCUGAGAUCGGCAUCCAAGCGAUGAGCUUCGGCGCACAGAUCCAGACAAAGGUGUCGAAGAAGGUGACACAUCUGGUCAUCUCGACAUCACGGCCGCGGACACAGAAAGUUCGGCAAGCCGCCAAGAUCAGUACCAUCAAGAUUGUUAGCCAAAAUUGGCUGAGUGACUGCCUGAGCCAAUGGCAACAUCUCGACGAGGCGCCAUACCUUGUCGAGGUCCACCCCGCAGACCGACGGCAGAUGGCCCUUUCAGAAACGACAGACGCAGAGACAGUAUCCGACGUCGACGGCGAUGACCAGUCGAGGCCGUCCUUAACCAUUAUUGACGAGACGGGCGAACAGCGCGUGCUUGAGGAAGAUGAGGACGCGUCGGACGAGGAUGACGGCGACCAAGACGGAGAUGAAGAGAAUGUGAUGCCCGAGUUUGAAGAUGGCCAGCUCAGCCCGAUCGACGGCCUCAAGAGUUUCGACUGGGAAGGUGUCGACGAUGAAAUGAAGGAGUUCCUCGGCAGCGAUGACGACAGCUCAGACGCGGAAACGGACAGCCGAAGUGGAGAUACGGAAUCUGGCGACGAACUGCCCUCAUCUCAGCAAUCGAACAGCUCUGCCACUGGCUUGAAGAGAAAGGCCGUGGACGACGACAACGCUUCGGAUGAAGGAGGCAGUGCGCUGUCAAAGAAGCAACGAGUGGCCAAGAGCCGUGGAGCCUCAAAGCUGAGCUCGGUCAGGACACCAAACGCCGACGACAACGAGUCGAGUAGCCUUCCUACGCCUCAAGUUACGGGCGACGAGGAGGAUGCAUCGCUUCUGCCCGACGGCGCCGUCAACCUCGACAACGGCGCCGACUUUGAUGAGGACGAUCUCGAGGCGGAUCUGGAGGCCGAGUUGCUGGCUGCUGGAGAUGAUUAA
Molecule: messenger RNA, 2511 nt
Organism: Colletotrichum karsti
Lineage: Eukaryota; Fungi; Ascomycota; Sordariomycetes; Glomerellales; Glomerellaceae
Product: FCP1-like phosphatase
Exons: 1
Coding region: 1-2511 (836 amino acids)
Cellular component (GO): nucleus
Molecular function (GO): RNA polymerase II CTD heptapeptide repeat phosphatase activity
Source: RefSeq, a predicted model, not a curated record